Messenger RNA from Schistosoma bovis, 1836 nucleotides. The record is from the annotation of a GenBank genome assembly. Lineage: Eukaryota; Metazoa; Platyhelminthes; Trematoda; Strigeidida; Schistosomatidae.
CAUAUUUCGACCUACAACGUCUGAAGGUCGGGUUAAGCGGAUAUUCGGAUGCGCUCAUUAAGCUUGGUCGAUCGUGUAUUUUUUAAAGAUAUAUAUACCAGCAACUCACGUAAUCUCUGCUUAUACGAUGUGGACAAUGAUGGGGAUAAUGAAUUGAUAAUUGGCUCUUGGGAUUCUGGACCCUUACUGGAAAAUGGAGAAGCCAAUGCAGCAAAUAGUGAGGGUUCCGUCCAUGUGCUAAAGUAUAGGAAGGUAUGGAAGGCAUCUUAUCAUCUUGGCAUGGUUUCGUGUGUUACGGCAGGUAGUAUAUACAAACCCGAUGAAACAUGGAUCAUAGCUUUGUGCGCUGAUUCACAUUGCUAUGCAUUUGAUGCUUGUGCUCUCGCUCCAGAAUCUGAAAAUAUUUCAAGUAAAUCUAAACAAAAAGUUAACGUUCAUGGUUCUUCAAAGCCUGAUCAAACUAUCAAAGCAGAAAUUGACACAUUAAAAAUGGUUCAUCAUCAAGAAUUAGCCUACAAUGCCAAAGAUGUCUGUAUAUUUAAUGAAGGAGAAAUUGCAGUAGCUCAUUCUGAUCGUGUUGUUCGAUUAUAUUCAUGGUGUUCAUUUAAACCAACUGAUGAUAAAUCUAAAACAUCAUCAAAUAAAGUAUCAAAUUUAGGAGAAUUUAUCCUAUUAAUAAAAUGGGAAUUAGCUGGUCAGGUCAACCGAAUCGAUACAUGCCUAACACAGGAAUAUGGUCUUAUUCUUAUUGCUUCACAGCCAAGUGGAGGAUUUGCACAUUUACAUCGAAAAUUUGAAAAAUAUCACGAUAUAGUUGCACCAACAUUAACCUAUUAUCCUCCACGUGUAACAAGUUCUAAUAAUUUAGAAACACGUACAUGGCUUAUUGGUAAUGUGAAACAUUCAAAUUGUCAUAAUAAUAACAAUACUACUACUACUACUACUACUACUACUAUUAACUCAAAUAAGACAUCAUGUUUACUUUGUUUAUGUACGGCUGAUGGAAAUAUGCGACUUGUCGAUCCAACAAUACAUGGUAAUGAUAAUGAGGAAUUAAUUAUAUGGUCAAUUCAAGUGCAUACACGUAGUGAAUUAUUUGCUUUGUGUAAAAUGAAAUUAACUAAAGAUGAUGGUGAUCAAUUAGUUGUUUGUUCAUGGGAUGGUACUACAUAUAUAUUUGAUAUAAAUAAUAAUUCAUUAUGUUUUCCAUUAGGACGUUCAUGUCAAGCAUUUACAGCUGGUUUAUAUGCUAUAGAACCUGGUCGAAAUUCACCUGUAUUAAUCUAUUCAACAUUUGAUCGUAAUACAUUAAUUUAUUAUAAUUUAUGCUUAAAUAAUAUUGCUGCACAAAGUUUACAUAAUACCAUAUUAAAUGAUCAUAUAUUAGUGAAGAAAUUCCAAUCAAAAAAUGUUGAUCCAUAUGACUCUGCACAAUUAUCCAAAGCACUUCAUUAUAUCUUAUACGAUUUACCUAAACAAGAAACUCAUCCAUUACAAUGAGCUCAUUUGGGAAUAUCCAAAUAUGUUGUGUUUUUUUUUGUUCAAAUGAAAUAACAUAAACUCAGUAUUACUUUGUGAUAUUUCAGUUUAAUAAUUAAAUUACCUUCAAUUUAUUCAACUGAAACAAGCAUGUUUAUGUAUUGUAUUGACUUUCUACAAUAUGUAUGAUGAUGAGUUCUUUUCUAAAAAAAACAAAAUUGAUUCAAGCUUCUUUAUAUACAAUGAAAUUUCUUGAAUGAUUUAUCAUUCUAAAUGAAAACCUGUUUACAAACAGUGACCACUUCAUCAGUAUUAAUUCAUGAAUUACAAUGCUGUUAAAGGUACGAGGGCGGUUAU